CGGUUCCAUGAGGUAUUUCUGGCCGCAAGCUUGCGAUUGGCGGAAUGUUUUUUUGAGUAGGAAAGACGUCUCGUUAAUUGGGGAAAGUCACUCUUUCCCCUCACAGCUCGCGCAUCUUCAUCUGAGUGGCUCUUCGCCGAGGCACGGUGGAGAGACCUGAUCUAUCACCAAUUGAUAUUCAAAUUCAAUCAUGUCUAGACCGAAUCUCAUCGGGAGGUUUACACCUAUUGAUGCCCCAAAUGAAGAAACCUAUCGGAGAGAGCAAUAUGACAGGUUAAGGGAAGACAUCGAACGCACUCGGAGGCAGGUAGCUCCCCAGCCCGGCCUCAGAGUGGGACCUCAACCCAUUCUUGUGCAAGGAGUAGAGCUCUACCCCAGAGAGAAUGCGAAACUCCACAAUACCCACUUGUAUGAACUGCUGGACGGCAAGGAUUCCUCCCUGAUUAUCCGAAGGGGACAGACAUUCUACAUGGCAGUUCGAUUCAAAAAGACGUUCAACCCCGUUCUCGAUUCGGUUCGCCUGCACUUUGAAUUCGGUCCUCCACCGUACCUCAUGCAAAAGGGCAACCUAGUGAGUCUGCCUAUCACCAAUCAGUCUGCCUUCACUAGAGAAAAGGCCAUGUGGGACAUCCGUACCCACCAGCAUGAAGGGGCUCUUAUCACUCUCGAUAUACAGGUGGCUGGCACAGCUCCUGUCGGUGUUUGGAAAAUGAAGAUAUACUCAUACGUACCCGGAAACAUGAGCAUUGAACCGGCUGUCUUUGAAAUACCACAGAAUGUGUAUAUACUCUUCAAUCCCUGGAGCAAAGAGGAUACCGUGUUUUUGGACAGGGAAGACGCCAGGAGAGAGUAUGUUUUGAAUGAUGUCGGAAAAAUUUUUGUUGGCACACAAAAAGAACCCAGAGGACGAAGGUGGAUUUAUGGUCAGUUUGCGGAUUCUGUGCUGCCUGCGGCGAUGCUUAUGUUGAACCACUCCAAGCUAGACUACACAGGCCGAGCUAGUCCUAUACUCGUUUCCCGAGCUAUCUCCAAGCUGGUAAACAGCGAGAACGACGACAAGGGUAUCGUGGUAGGUAACUGGUCAGGCAUGUAUGAUGAUGGUAUGGCACCCUGGAUGUGGACCGGCAGUGCCGCCAUCAUGGACGAGUACUUCAAGAAUGGAGGAGAGCAGUCGGUCAAGUAUGGACAGUGCUGGGUCUUUGCUGGAGUUGCUACCACAGUCUGCCGGACCCUUGGUCUUCCAUGCCGGACUGUCACAAAUUUCGUGUCAGCCCACGACACAGAUCGCAGUUUGACAGUUGACAAGUACUUCGACGAGAAGGGAGAAAAGAUAGAAGGCGUCAGCAACGAUUCCAUAUGGAACUUUCAUGUAUGGAACGAUGUGUGGAUGGCCAGACCAGAUCUGCCACCUGGAUACGGUGGAUGGCAGUCGAUCGACUCGACUCCGCAAGAGACCAGCGGAAAUGUCUUCCAAAUGGGGCCAGCAUCUGUGGAAGCCGUGAAGCGUGGCCAAGUCGGUUUCGAUUUCGACUGCCCCUUCGUCUUCGCCGAGGUAAAUGCGGACAUUAUCAAGUGGACACGAGAUGAGACAGUUGAGGGUGGUUGGCGGAAGGCAGCCAGCGACAAAUAUAAAAUUGGACAGUUUAUGUUGACGAAAAAAAUUGGAGUAGAUGAUGAUGUUGGAGAUACAGAUGCUGAAAAUAUAGUUGCCGAAUAUAAGGAUCAAGAAGGUACUGUGGAAGAAAGAAUGGCCGUUUUGAACGCUGCUCGUUACGGUGUCGCCCCAAGCAUCCGGUAUGCUGUUUACGACAUGCCCCCUCCAGAGGCCGAGGAUGUGGAUUUCGAUUUGGUGGAAAUUGACCAGGUCAUGAUUGGACAGCCUUUCUCGGUAACAGUCAAGGUGCGCAACAAGAACAAGUCCGAAAUGCGAACAGUGGGAGCAGUCUUGUCUGCCAGCACUGUCUACUACACUGGAGUUCUAGCGCGCAAGGUCACCAGGCAGAGAGGAAAUUUCACACUGAAGCCCAAUCAGUCGGAAGUUCUGUCUAUCACUGUGACACCAGAUGAUUACCUGGACAAACUAGUCGAUUACUCGAUGAUGAAAAUUUACGCCAUUGCCACCGUGCAGGAAACUCAGCAGACCUGGGCAGAAGAAGACGACUUCACAGUGCAGAAACCUAAGCUGCGAUUGGAGUGCCCAGAUACUCUGCGUGUGAGUUACGAAUUUCAACUGGUCAUUCGAUUGACGAACCCUCUCAACCGUCAUCUCACAGACUGCUUGUUCACCAUCGAAGGGCCUGGACUCAGCGGACCAUACAGAGUUAAAUUUAGAGAUAUUUCUCCCUUGGAAUCUGUAGUUCACGUCGAACGUUUGGUACCACAGCGGCCCGGAAAGCGAGUAAUCGUGGUCAACUUCAGUUCCAGACAGCUCAUCGAAGUGCUCGGUUCGAAGCACGUCAAUGUUGUACCUUGAGAGACUUCGUCCACUGAUACUAUUCUCUCAGUCAUAUCUCAAAGUUUAAAUAAAUUUUUAUUACAUUAAUUUGUUAUAAUAUUGCAUUGAAUACAAUAAAAUAUGAUCAAACUGUU
Molecule: messenger RNA, 2589 nt
Organism: Argiope bruennichi
Lineage: Eukaryota; Metazoa; Arthropoda; Arachnida; Araneae; Araneidae
Product: hemocyte protein-glutamine gamma-glutamyltransferase-like
Exons: 15
Coding region: 191-2473 (760 amino acids)
Biological process (GO): peptide cross-linking
Molecular function (GO): protein-glutamine gamma-glutamyltransferase activity
Source: RefSeq, a predicted model, not a curated record